Ixodes scapularis (black-legged tick) is the source of this 486-nucleotide messenger RNA. RefSeq lists its product as uncharacterized. The record is from RefSeq and is a predicted model, not a curated record. The transcript has 5 exons. Lineage: Eukaryota; Metazoa; Arthropoda; Arachnida; Ixodida; Ixodidae. Bases 1 to 486 code for a protein of 161 amino acids.
AUGUGCUUGUUUUCCUUCAAGUCACAGGUUGCUAGCUCAUCAGUGGGAGCUUUCUCACCAGAGGCUGGUGAACUUGACAUCCAUGAUCAGUAUAUACAGUCACGAAAUGGCAGUCAGCGUGAGCUCCAGGACGAAGAGUCAUCGAGAUUCUCCUCAGUGCAAGAAGUACCAACAUCGUCUCGUGACACAGUAACAUCCCGGAAGCAAUAUUUGCACUCAAACGCCUCGGUUGAGGUGCCUCGUGCUACAUUCUGGCGAAUGCAAACUAGGCUUCCUAGGUUGUCAGGACCAUUUUGUUUGCCAGAGCCCUGCAGAACCAAAUCUCUGGACAAUGGAAAUGGCCUCCAUGGCUCUCCUGACAGCGACCUGGACAUUCAACCUCCUCCCGAUUUGCCGCAGGUUCAGGAGGCUUGCUUGCUCGACAGGGGUGGCUGUCUACGAGGCUCUCCUUGCAGCCACCUGGAAGUAAGUGCCGAUUUAUUAUGA